Molecule: messenger RNA, 435 nt
Organism: Pipistrellus nathusii (Nathusius's pipistrelle)
Lineage: Eukaryota; Metazoa; Chordata; Mammalia; Chiroptera; Vespertilionidae
Source: the annotation of a GenBank genome assembly
AUGGCCGCCCUGCGCGCCCCGACCCCGGCGCCCUCCGCCAGCCCGCGGCCCCGGCGCGGCUCGGGGCCCGAGGUCUUCACGUUCGACCCGCUCCCGGAGCCGCCGGCGGCCCCCGCCCCGCGCCCCCGCGCCGCCCGCGCGCACAGGAAGCGCAGCCGCAGGGUCCUCUACCCGCCGGCGGUCCGGCGCCCGCCGCCCGCCGAGGACCCCGGCCCCGCCCGGAGGCUGCUGCUCCUGCUGCUCGCCGUGGUCUUCUGCCAGAUCCUGGCGGCCGAAGACGGGGCGCCGGCGCCCCAGGCCGCGGAGGGCGCCCCCGGCGCCGCGCCCCCCGCGCCCGCGCCCGCGGCCCUCGAGCCCCGCAACCGGACGGCGGAGCCCCCGGACUACGCUCUGGACCUCAGCGCUUGGCUCCAGCGCCCCCCGGCCUCCCUCUGA